AUGGCUCGUCGGCAUCGAAACCCCCUGCACGAUCCUCUCCACUAUGCAACGCCGCAGCCUGCCUCGGGUCCGCCUGUGACGUAUGCUUCGGCUUCUCGCCUUCUGUGCGGGUAUGACUACGUAAUCGUCGGUGCUGGUGCAGCUGGAUGUGUUCUCGCCAGCAAGCUUUCGGAAGAUGCAAAUGUCUCGGUUCUGCUACUUGAAGCAGGAGGAGAUAACACCAGUAUUUUGGAGACUAAAGUCCCUCUAAUGUUUCCAAAGCUCUUUCACACGGAGCAUGACUGGAACUACUACACGGUCGAACAGCCGAGUCUCGCAUAUCGAAAGCUGUAUUGGCCUCGCGGACGUGUACUUGGAGGCUCAACUUCGCUCAAUGCUAUGAUGUACCAUCAUUGCUCAAAAUCCGACUUCGAUGAAUGGGCUACUGAUUACGGAUGCGACGGCUGGAGCUACAAUGAUUUGGCGCCUUUCUUUCGCCGUAUGGAAAAGUUCACUCCGAACCUCACACGACCGGCCAUUGAUGUGAAACAUCGCGGCUCUACCGGCGACUGGCACACAGGCUACUCAUGGCUCUCCGAGAUCAUGGACAAAGGGUUCCUGCCGGCUUGCCAGGAUGCAGGAAUACCUUUAAGUGCCGAUGUGAAUACCUCUGACGGUAGUCUCGGAGUGACUCGAUUUCAAACGUUCAUCGAUUCCAAGGGGCAGCGUUCGUCUUUAGCUACCGCCUUUCUAACACCCGAUGUCCUUCAGAGGCCAAAUCUCUAUGUAGCCUGUCAUUCCCAUGUCACACGCAUUCUUUUUGAUAGGCUCACUACCAACCAGCCUACUGCGAUCGGCGUUGAGUUUCAAACCAAGCAAAAGGGCAUUCUUUUCGAGGUCCAUGCUCGGAAAGAGGUCAUCCUCUCUGCCGGUUCCAUCAACACCCCACAAACUCUUCUUUUGAGCGGGAUUGGUCCCAAAGUAGAGCUCGAACGCCACGGCAUUCCCAUUCUUCAAGAAAAUGACGCAGUAGGGCGAAACUUGAAAGACCACCUCUGUCCCACAGGCAUCAUCUGCAAAGCAAAGCCAAACACAACCCUAGACUAUCUUUCCAACACAUUCAAAGCUUUGCCAGCUUUACUCCAGUGGAUGACCUUGGGACGAGGACCUUUGACCAGCAAUAUUGCGGAAGCCGCUGCCUUUCUCCGCUCGGCCGAUUUCACCUUUCCUCAAUCAUCUGGCUCUCUAACGGACUACGGUUCUGGGAGUAUUGGACCGGACUUGGAGAUUAUUGGGGCGCCCUUGGCUUUUAUCCAUCAUGGAGAGGAGCGCCCACCAGACGAAAGCGAUGCGUUUAGUAUUAUCCCAAUCAUCCUUCGUCCUCAGAGCAACGGCACCAUCACACUUCGGAACAAGGAUCCAUUUGAACCACCUAUCAUCGACCCAAAAUACCUGUCUGAUAAGGACAACAAUGACCUAAACGUUCUGUUGACCGGUCUUCGGAUCUGUCUGAAAAUAGUGCGAAGCCCGGCCCUCCAAAGUUAUCUAGAGCCUGUUCCUGUCAACGAUGACCCAACAUCCGCAUGGUGGCCCUACUCAAGUAGCAACGUUGAAGCCAUCUCGGAUAAGGACCUUAUUCGCUUUAUGCAAGAGAAAGCCUUCACACUUUACCACCCAGUUGGCACGGCCCGCAUGGGCUCAGACCCAAAAACGAGCGCUGUCGACCUAAACUGUCGAGUCCAUAAUGUGAAAGGCUUGCGGGUUAUGGAUGCGAGUGUGUUUCCCGAGCAAGUUAGUGGACAUCCAACUGCUCCCAUUGGUGCAUUGGCCUACAAGCUUAGCGACAUGAUCAAGCAAGAUCGUCGCGCAGAUGCACCGUUGUCAGCGAACUUGUAG
Penicillium cinerascens is the source of this 1875-nucleotide messenger RNA. Its product is annotated as GMC family oxidoreductase. Gene Ontology annotation, molecular function: oxidoreductase activity, acting on CH-OH group of donors; flavin adenine dinucleotide binding. NCBI's taxonomy places the organism in Eukaryota, Fungi, Ascomycota, Eurotiomycetes, Eurotiales, Aspergillaceae. The record is from RefSeq and is a predicted model, not a curated record. Bases 1 to 1875 code for a protein of 624 amino acids. The transcript is spliced from 3 exons.